This is a messenger RNA of Sesamum indicum (sesame), 1152 nucleotides long. RefSeq lists its product as uncharacterized. NCBI's taxonomy places the organism in Eukaryota, Viridiplantae, Streptophyta, Magnoliopsida, Lamiales, Pedaliaceae. The record is from RefSeq and is a predicted model, not a curated record.
AUGGAGGGUUCAUCGAGGAGAAACGCCGGGGAGGAGGAAACACCUAGAAAAGGAACUGGAACAACCAUUCAACUAACCCAAGAGGAGCUACAGAGAAUGAUGGAAGAAGCUAGCCGGAAAGCAAUCGUGGAAUACGAAAGAAGAACUGCAACUCCGUUGAUACAUAGCCUGAAUAAACAGAUUGACGAGCUGAAGAAACGUGGAGAGAUAGUUUCGCAAAACAAAAAUUCUCCCUUCUGCAACGAUAUCCUAAUUCAAACAGUUGAGCCGGGAUUCAGGGUGCCCGACCUGAGGAGAUAUGACGGAAUGAAAGAUCCGCAAGAGCAUGUUGCUGCGUUUGAAAUGGUGAUAAACCUGUAUGGACAGACAGCUCCAAUCAUUGCGAAGUUAUUCGCGACCACACUUAUGGGGAAAGCACAAGAGUGGUUUACAAACUUACCCCGAGGAAGCAUUGAAACCUACGAGCAACUCAUACAAAAGUUUAACUUCCACUUCGCAAGCAAAAAGAGACAGAAGAGGUCAAACACCCAUCUAUUCAAUAUCCGCCAGAGGGACGAGGAGACACUGAAGAACUUCAUGGGGAGAUUCAAUAAUGAGACCUUGGAGGUACAAGAAUUGAGGAUUGAUAUGCUGGUGAGCAUCCUCAUCUAUGGAUUGCGGAAAGGACCCUUCACGUCCGCCCUUGCACGCGACCCGGCCGGCGAUGUGGAACAGUUGAUGGCGUUAGCGCAGAAAUACAUAGACGAGGAAGAGAUGAACGCGAUAAAGGACUUCGAACAAAGAGAACGCGACCAUGCGCACAGGCGACCUACAGAGAAUCGAGAGGGCAGUAGCAGCAAAUCGAAGCAAGAGAAGAAAAAGGAACCAAAAUAUAUCCCAAAAUUUCACAACUACACUCCACUGGGGAUGUCACGGGAGAAAGCUUUAAUGAUGGUGGAAAACGCCGAUGUCUUGAAAUGGCCGAGGCACACAAGAUAUACCCCGUCCAAAAAGUUCUCCGACAAGUAUUGCAGAUUUCACCGCGAGAAGGGUCACAACACGGAGGAGUGUUUUCAGUUGAAGGACGAAAUUGAAAGACUGGUCAGGCAGGGAUACUUUCGAGACCGUGUUCCCCAAAACUGCAGAAUCAGUGGGGAAGGAAGUAGAAGUUGA